GGGUAUAAUAUUCUAAUUCUUUUUCAAAUAGUUCAUUAGACGAGCAAAUUCUUUUUGCACGAGUACAAAGACAUUUAAUCAGAUUGAUUUUGUAACUCCUCGGCUGAUAACUCGUCCAUUUCAAAUAUCAGCUCAUUAGUUCUUCUUUCCACCAUAACAUCCAAGAACGACAGUUUCAGAUUGCACCUCAACUGUGAAUUUAAUAGAAGGAUCCAAUUUGUUCAUCAAUUUUACAAAAUUAAAUAUAUCUUUUUGAGUACCGUGGCUAAUGGCAAAUAUAUCAUCAACAUAUCUUAAAUAAAUAUCAGGUUUAUUACUCCGGUAUAUCUCAAUUUCAUUUUCAAGUUCAUCCAUAAAAAGAUUAGCCAUUAUAGGUGCCAACGGGCUACCCAUAGAAAUUCAUUAUGUAUAAGGUGGUGUUUGUCUUAUUAUCUAUUCUUAAAUUCUUCACCUUAAAAAAUGAUUCAAUUAUAAAAUUUUAUUAAUAUAUCUCUAGGAUAAUUCUGAACAAUUUCGUCAAAUUGAACAAGAGAAAAAUCAUCCAUCUAAUGUUAUCAACGAAAAAGAGAAAACAUUUUUUAAAUUACAAAAACAACGAGAUUUAUUAGAAGAAGGAAAUCAUGCAAAGUUUACAACAAUAACAAAAUUACAAAAAUCGGAAAGUUCUAGUUCACAAUUAGAGAAUCGAGAGUUAAUUUGGGACAAGGAACGUCAAUUAUAUCAAACACAAAUUCAACAAUUAGAACAAACAUUAAUAGAAGCAAAACGACAAUCAAUUGAACAACAGACGAAAAUAAUGCAAUUAACUUGUCAAUUAGAAUCAGUUGAUUCAACGUUUCAAACACAGAUUCGUUCAUUAGAUAUAUCAUUGGAAGAAAAAAAUACGUUAUUGUUAAAUAUUCAUCGACAAUUACGAGAAAAAAUUCAGAGAGUAGAACAGCUUCAAAAUGAUUUACAACGUACAAUACGUCAAGCUGAAAAUCAAGACAUAACAACGGCAAAACCGAUUCAGUCACUUAAAUCUCAAAGUGAUGAAUUAAUGAAAAAAAAUCAGAUUUUAAAUGAAAAAUGUAAUGAACAAAGUCAAACAUUAAUCAAGAUAUUAGUAUUAACUGUUCAUCUUAUUAUUCUAGAACGUGAUGUAUUGAAGAAUGAACUGAAGUCAUUAAUUGAAACGUAUGAACGACAAUCGAAUGAACAAGGCUUAGCUCUACAAAUUGAUAGUAUAAAUGAAGUUCUACAAGUAACUAAAUUAACUCCGUCUGGAAAUGUGUCAAUAAAUACUGAACAACGAAAAGGUCUACAACCAGUGCAACAUGUUAUCAACCUGGCUAACUCAUAUCCCAAAGGUGUAAUUGUAGAUGGUCCUACCGAUAGUUAUAUAGCAGUCGUGCCAGUUGAUGAGCCUCCCCCACUCGUUAAUCGACCUGUGAAAGCAAAAGAGUUGAAUAUUCUGGCAACAUUAUUGAAUGCGGAUCCUUUUGAAUUAGCUACCAAACUGAAGUUAAGUAACGUAGAUUUGAUUCGAAAUCGUACUAAAGGGUUUAAUUCAUACCCAAAAUCAGUACUCAUUACAAAAGAAGUACUUCGUGCAUGGUAUGAAGAAUUUAAUGCGAAAGCAAGUUCCCAUACGUUAUUUUACGCAUUAAUAGAAUCUAAUCAGCUACCAGGAGCAAUAGCAUUUAGAAAUAUGGUUGACCAAGCAGAACCGACGGAUUCAACUGAUAAUGAUUAUAGAAGCUACGUAUAA
Molecule: messenger RNA, 1750 nt
Organism: Didymodactylos carnosus
Lineage: Eukaryota; Metazoa; Rotifera; Eurotatoria; Philodinida; Philodinidae
Source: the annotation of a GenBank genome assembly